Molecule: messenger RNA, 1161 nt
Organism: Bemisia tabaci
Lineage: Eukaryota; Metazoa; Arthropoda; Insecta; Hemiptera; Aleyrodidae
Gene: Rack1
Product: Receptor of activated protein kinase C 1
Molecular function (GO): protein binding; ribosome binding; translation regulator activity
Source: RefSeq, a predicted model, not a curated record
CCCCCUUUCCCCGCCACAGCGGCGCCCAUUGUUAUGCGCCUAUCCACCUUUCUUGAUCAACGUGGUGGCAAAGAGUGGAAAACGUGCCUCCGUGAGCCGGAUUUCAGCUAAAAUAGAGCAGGUAGUUGUGUUUUCAGCAUGAACACGAAGGAUUCUUUACAGCUUCGAGGUACUCUCAGAGGACACAAUGGCUGGGUCACCCAAAUUGUCACUGAUCCCAAACAUCCAGACAAGAUUCUUUCAUGCUCCAGAGAUAAGACUUUGAUUGUCUGGGAAUUGACGAGGGAUGAAAGUAACUUUGGUAUCCCCAAGAAACGUUUACAUGGACACUCUCACUUCAUCAGUGAUGUUGUACUAUCUUCUGACGGAAACUAUGCACUCUCUGGCUCAUGGGAUAAGACCCUGCGUCUGUGGGAUUUGAAUGUUGGACAGUCAACAAGGAGGUUCGAAGGACACACAAAGGAUGUGUUGAGUGUAGCUUUCUCUGCUGAUAACCGACAGAUUGUAUCUGGAAGCCGAGACAAAACCAUCAAGCUGUGGAACACACUUGCUGAGUGCAAAUAUACUAUCCAGGAUGAAGGUCACAGUGACUGGGUCUCUUGUGUUCGUUUCUCUCCAAAUCAAGCUAAUCCCAUCAUUGUGUCUGCUGGUUGGGACAAAAUGGUUAAGGUUUGGAACUUGACAAACUGCAAGCUGAAGAUUAACCACCACGGACAUCAUGGAUACUUGAACACAGUCACCGUUUCUCCUGACGGUUCAUUGUGUGCAUCUGGAGGAAAAGACACAAAAGCUAUGUUGUGGGAUCUGAAUGACGGCAAACACUUGCACACAUCUGACCACAGUGAAAUCAUCUCUGCCCUCUGCUUCUCACCGAACCGUUACUGGCUCUGUGCUGCUUUCGGUCCAUCCAUCAAAGUUUGGGAUCUUGAAUCUAAGGUAUCAAUUGACGAAAUGAAACCCGAGCCUGUUUCAUCAACACCAACCAAGGCUGAACCUCCACAGUGCUUAUCGUUAGCAUGGUCUACUGACGGUCAAACUUUAUACGCUGGUUAUUCAGACAAUGUAAUUAGGGUUUGGCAAGUUGUUAGUCAUGCUGUUCAUAAGUAAAAUUUCCUUGUUUUAAUAUUUUAUAAUAAAUUUUCUUUUUUUUUAAACACCAAA